AUGUGUAUUAAAGCAACUCUUCACUUCUUAUGGAGUAAUGUUUAAAACGAUCUUUGUGAAAAAGUUCGAUUCUUUCGCUUACUCUUCCGGAAAAUCUCUCAAGAAACUGUCUAUUUUUUUGUCGGAUCCUGUUUAUUAAUAUCUUUGAAAUGCGUAAAGCGAGUGAAACUUGAAAAUAAUCAAAAUAUUACAUUAUUUUUGAUAAAACGCAGUGGAAAUUACAGCUUAGGUUAAAAUCAACAGACUGUCUUAAAAAAAUGAGCUCAAAUACGUUCACAAAAUAUACCAAAUAUUCUGUCAAGGAACUUGAAUACUACGUGGCGAAUCCAGAUACCUGUGUAGAAAAAAUAGGUUGGACAGACAUCGUUUCUGUGUUACCGAAAUAUCUUAACAAUAUUGGCGAUGGAGUAAGAAAUUACCUUUCCAAAAAAAUUGGUACUUACGACCGCAAGAUUGAUGGUGUCAUUUUAGCUUUCAAGAACACAAAAGUUCUUAGUUCAUUAAUGGCGAUUCGUCCAAACAGCGCGCGGUUACAUAUGAAAAUUAGUACCGAUUUUUACAUUUUUAAACCAGUGAAUGGGUCCGCUGUAGAAGGAACGGUGCAAUAUGUUUCCAAUAAUUAUCUCAGCGCAGUUAUCUACCGGGUAUUCAAUGUUACUAUAAAAUUGCAAUCGAAAAAGCGGUUGAACAUAGUUCGCGGAAGCGAAAUAAAAUUUAUCAUUAAAUCAUACAACAUGAAAAGUAAUUUACCUUAUAUCGAAGGAGAACUAAUUGACAGAGUCGCUGAAAAUGGAUUAUUCAAAACAAAUGGUAUUGCUCUCAGUAGCAACGCUUUGAAAAGUAAAAUUAAACUGGAGGAUGCUUCGAAUAGUAGUCUCUGCAAUGCAACAUCUUCACAGAAGUCAAUAGAUCAUCCUAUUUACAACGUUACAGAAAAUAAAAUAGAGGAUAGUAACUGCAAACAUAAGAAAGUAAAAGGCGAAAUAAAUGUUGAAGACAACAUGCUCACUGACGAAGAAAUGGAGCAUUCUAUAGCAGCAAUUUUGAAAAACUUUGAGAGAGAAAUCAGCGAUGACACUGAUUCGGUUCAAGACUCAGCUAAAUUGAAAGCAUCGCAAGAAUUCAAUUCAAAAUGUAUUAACACGUCCAAACGUGCUCCAACAAAAAAGAGAAAAAAAGUAGUUGGAUGUAAGAACAUUGAGUCAAUGAGAGAAGCUCUUUUAAAUAAGUUUGCUUCUAACUAUGAAAACAGCGAGAAAUGCAAAAAUCAAUCGCCAAGUGUUCUAGAUUCUGUAUUAAGUGAAAAACAACCAAAAAAACGAAAAAAAGUUGCAGUAACUACAACAAAUGACUUUGAAGCAUCUAUUAUGUCAUCUCUGUUAAAAGUCGCCGCAGAAGCAGAAAAACAAAGCAAUGAGCUGACGAUAUCGAAGUCACAUAAAAAAGAAUCGAGGAAAUCGGUUCGGUUUAAUGACACAAUCACGGAAGCUUCAUUUAGCGUAACAGACGAGCAAGACCUUAUAAAGGUAUCAUAUUUAAAAUCAUAAGGAUUGAAUGUUGAAAAGCGCUGUUCAUAAUUAGUUUUAAGAAAUAAAUUUUUACACCAAAAAUCGAAAAAA
This is a messenger RNA of Wyeomyia smithii (pitcher-plant mosquito), 1619 nucleotides long. RefSeq lists its product as uncharacterized. The transcript is spliced from 2 exons. Gene Ontology annotation, biological process: DNA-templated transcription initiation. The record is from RefSeq and is a predicted model, not a curated record. Gene Ontology annotation, cellular component: RNA polymerase I complex. The coding region runs from base 258 to 1547 and encodes 429 amino acids. Lineage: Eukaryota; Metazoa; Arthropoda; Insecta; Diptera; Culicidae.